AUUGCUAAUCUUUUGCAGUCCUACAUUGUUUACUUGGGAUCACAUUCACACGGCUCGAAUCCUUCGGCGGCCGAUCUCGAAAUCGCAACAGAAUCUCACUAUAGUUUGCUUGGGUCACUGUUAGGAAGCAAUGAAGCAGCUAAGGAAGCAAUUUUCUAUUCCUACAACCGACAUAUCAAUGGCUUUGCAGCCAUUCUUGACCAGAAAGUUGUAGAAGAUUUAGCAAGGAAUCCUGCUGUGGCAUCUAUCCAUGAGAACAAGGGAAGAAAACUGCACACAACAAGUUCAUGGAAAUUUCUUGGAGUAGAGCAUGAUGAUGGAAUUCCUCAUAACUCCAUUUGGAAUCGUGCAAGUUUUGGUGAAUCUACAAUCAUUGGCAACCUUGACACAGGCGUUUGGCCAGAAUCAAAGAGUUUCAAUGAUGAAGGAUAUGGACCUGUUCCCACAAGGUGGAAGGGAAGUUGUGAGGGUGGAUCCAAAUUUCAUUGCAACAGGAAGCUAAUUGGAGCAAGAUAUUUCAACAAAGGCUAUGCAGCUUAUGCAGGAUCUCUCAAUGCAAGCUAUGAAACAGCAAGAGACAAUGAAGGCCAUGGAACACACACUUUAUCCACAGCUGGAGGCAAUUUCAUUUCAGGAGCUAAUGUAUUUGGGAAUGGCAAUGGCACUGCAAAAGGAGGGUCCCCUAAAGCCCUUGUUGCUGCAUAUAAAGUAUGUUGGCCUCAAGUGGAUUCUGGUGGUGGUUGUUUUGAUGCUGAUAUUCUAGCAGCCAUUGAAGCUGCUAUUAGUGAUGGAGUUGAUAUUCUCUCACUUUCACUUGGUGGAGGUGCCAAAGAUUUUUCCGAGGAUGUAACGGCUAUCGGGGCCUUCCAUGCCGUUCAACAAGGUAUCAUCGUCGUUUGUUCUGCAGGUAACUCUGGACCAGCUCCAGGGACAAUUGAAAAUGGGGCACCUUGGAUCUUAACUGUGGGUGCUAGCACAAUCAAUAGAGACUUUACAAGUUAUGUUGCGCUAGGAAACAAGAAACAUAUUAAGGGUGCAAGUCUUUCUGAUAAAAUAUUGCCAGAACAGAAAUUUUAUCCACUGAUCAAUGCUGCAGAUGCGAAAGCCAACAAUGUUUCAUCCGAUGUUGCUCAACUAUGUCAGGCGGGCUCUCUUGAUCCCAAAAAGGUAAAAGGGAAGAUUAUACUUUGCCUUAGAGGGGAAAAUGCAAGAGUAGACAAAGGUUAUGCGGCAGCUCAAGCAGGUGCUGUUGGAAUGAUUCUUGCUAACGCUGAGCAAAAUGGGGAUGAACUUAUAGCUGAUGCUCACCUACUUCCUGUUUCUCAUGUAAGCUAUACCGAUGGCCAAUCAAUCUACCAAUACAUCAAUUUCACCAAAACUCCAAUGGCUUACAUGACUCAUGUAAGAACAGAGUUAGGAAUCAAACCAGCACCAGUUAUGGCUUCAUUCUCAUCAAGAGGUCCUAAUACAAUUGAGGAGUCAAUACUCAAGCCUGAUAUAACAGCACCUGGUGUCAAUAUCCUAGCAGCCUACUCUGAAGAUGCAUCCCCAAGUGGUUCGUUGUUUGAUAAUCGUCGAAUUCCAUUUAAUAUAGUAUCUGGAACUUCCAUGUCAUGCCCCCAUAUUUCUGGUAUUGUUGGCCUUCUCAAGACCCUUUAUCCAACUUGGAGCCCAGCAGCUAUCAAAUCAGCAAUCAUGACCACAGCUGAAACCAGAGCCAAUGACUUGCAUCCAAUACUAAACACAGUCAACCUUAAAGCCAACCCAUUUGCAUAUGGUGCAGGACAUGUCCAACCCAACAGAGCAAUGAACCCUGGCCUUGUUUAUGACCUUACCACCAACGACUACAUGAAUUUCUUGUGUGCUCAAGGCUACAACAAAUCCCAAAUCAGUAAAUUCUCAGCUACGUCGUUCGUUUGUUCAAAGUCGUUCAAACUAACAGAUUUCAACUACCCAUCAAUCUCCAUACCUGACAUGAAAUCUGGGGUUGUGACAAUCAACAGAAGAGUUAAGAAUGUGGGAAAGCCAAGCACUUAUGUUGCUAGAGUGAAAGUACCCCAAGGAGUAUCAGUUUCGGUUGAGCCAAGAACAUUGAAGUUUACUGGGAUUGAUGAAGAGAAAAGUUUCAAAGUUGUAAUUGGGAGUGUUGCAAAUAAUAAGCAUAGAGGGUAUGUAUUUGGAUCUUUAAUAUGGGAAGAUGGGAAGCAUCAUGUGAGAAGCCCAAUUGUAGUGAAUUUGGGAUGAUUUGGUUUUGAAGAAGUUUGUUUUUUUCUUAUCUAAAUUCUACUGUUUACAAGUACUAUUAUAAUGAAUUCUUCUUUCCUGGUU
Messenger RNA from Cucumis melo (muskmelon), 2328 nucleotides. RefSeq names its product subtilisin-like protease SBT5.3. Gene Ontology annotation, molecular function: serine-type endopeptidase activity. The transcript is spliced from 10 exons. The annotation marks the transcript as partial. NCBI's taxonomy places the organism in Eukaryota, Viridiplantae, Streptophyta, Magnoliopsida, Cucurbitales, Cucurbitaceae. Gene Ontology annotation, biological process: proteolysis. The record is from RefSeq and is a predicted model, not a curated record.